This is a messenger RNA of Morus notabilis, 719 nucleotides long. RefSeq lists its product as uncharacterized. The transcript has 5 exons. The record is from RefSeq and is a predicted model, not a curated record. Lineage: Eukaryota; Viridiplantae; Streptophyta; Magnoliopsida; Rosales; Moraceae. The coding region runs from base 352 to 522 and encodes 56 amino acids.
CCGAAAAUCUGAUCUUAAACGAAAACAUAUGUUGUCUGUCUGUUAGUUGUGUAAUUCGUAUGCAAGACUUUUUGAAUUUUUGAGAUAUCAGAUUGCAUUUUCCCCCCUCUAAUUCCCAAAUCUCAAAGCCCUAACCCUAAAACUCUCUCUCCUCACCUUUUUAAGGCCAAUCCCCCGCCGUCGGCCGUCCACCGUCCGACGUUACUUGCUGCCGCACCGGAAGCCAGAAUCUAUUAGCCUGGGAUUUGGUUUUCGUGUGCUCUUUUUGUGAUUUCGCAUCCAUCGGUGGUGGUCCUGGUGGAUUCUCGGAGAUCGGAUAAUUUGGUUUUUGAGGAAAUUUGAUUGACAGCAAUGAACUGGGUUCAACAGAAAAUCUACCUUUACAAUGUCACUUUUGGGCUCUAUAUGUUAGAUUGGUGGGAGCGUUGCCUGUUUAAUACUUUGGUGGUGGUCUUGAUGUGGUUCAUUUUUUAUAAUGGAUCGCGAUAUGCAGUUGAGUUCUCCAAGAGGCAUCUGUGGUAAAAUUCAGCAAGCUUAGCUUGAACCAGAAAAGGACGGAUGGAUUAGUGGCACCGAUAGCUCGAGUUAUGGUGCAACAUGUUACUUUCUAAUUUUCAUAACUUAUGAAAAAAGAAAUUACAUGUUUAACUAAUAAAUGUUGAUGAGUUUUACUUCUUUUAUCAAUUAAUUAUUCUUCUUGAGGAUUUUGGCAGCAACCC